Molecule: messenger RNA, 1644 nt
Organism: Tachyglossus aculeatus (Australian echidna)
Lineage: Eukaryota; Metazoa; Chordata; Mammalia; Monotremata; Tachyglossidae
Product: basic proline-rich protein-like
Exons: 3
Coding region: 1-1644 (547 amino acids)
Source: RefSeq, a predicted model, not a curated record
AUGAUGCCUCCGGCCAACGCCACCGCCCUGUUUACCGCCGUUUCCCCAGCGACGGACUGCAACUCCGCCCGCCCAGGCCCCGCCCACCUCCCCGCUCCCGACCAAUCACAGCCCGCCCACCGCCCCCGCCCCGCCCACCGCUCCCGCUCCCGCCCAAUCACGACCCGCCCGCCGUUCCCGCCCCAACAGGGCCCCGCCCACCGUUCCCGCUCCCGCCCAAUCAGGCCCCGCCCCACAUUCCGGCGGCCAGCUCUAGACAGGCCCCGCCCACCGCUCCUGCUCCGGACCAAUCACAGCCCGUCCACUUCCCCGCUCCCGACCAAUCACGACCCGCCCGCCGCCCCGCCCCACAUUCCGGCGGCCAGCUCUAGACAGGCCCCGCCCACCGCUCCCGUUCCGGACCAAUCACAGCCCGUCCACUUCCCCCCUCCCGACCAAUCACGACCCGCCCGCUGUUCCCGCCCCAAUAGGGCCCCGCCCACCGCGCCCGCUCCCGCCCAAUCAGGCCCCGCCCACACUCCCGCGGCCAGCUCCAGACAGGCCCCGCCCACCGCUCCCGCUCUCGACCAAUCACGACCCGCCCGCCGUUCCCGCCCCAAUCGGGCCCCGCCCACCGCUCCCGCCCCAUCAGGCCCCGCCCCACAAUCCCGCGGCCAGCUCCAGACAGGCCCCGCCCACCGCUCCCGCUCUCGACCAAUCAUCACGACCCGCUCGCCGUUCCCGCCCCAAUCAUCAUCAUCAAUCGCCCCGCCCCACAUUCCCGCGGCCCGCUCCAGACAGGCCCCGCCCACCGCUCCCGCUCCGGACCUAUCACAGCCCGCCCACUGCUCCCGCCCCGCCCACUUCCCCGCUCCCGACCAAUCACGUUCCCGCUCCCGACCAAUCACGACCCGCUUGCUGUUCCCGCCCACCGCUCCCGCCCAAUCAGGCCCCGCCCCACAUUCCCGGCCCAAACACCGCCCGCCCAUUGCUCCCGCCCCUUUCAGGCCCCGCCCACCGGGCUCCGGACCAACCACAGCCCGCCCACUGCUCCCGCUCCCGACCAAUCACGCUCAGCCUUACGUUCCCGGAGCCAGCUCCAGACAGGUCCCGCCCCCCGUCCGGCUCCUGCCCAAUCACGACUCGCCCACUGCUCCCGCCCCAAUCAUAGCCCGCCCACCGCUCCCGCUCCAUCAGGCCCCGCCCCACAUUCCAGUGGCCAGCUCCAGACAGGCCCUGCCCACCGCUCCCGCUCCGGACCAAUCACCGCCUGCCGACUGCUCCCGCCCCGCCCACCGUUCCCGCUCCCGACCAAUCAGACCCCGCCUCACGUUCCCGGGGCCACUUCCAGCCAGACCCCCCUCCGUCUCUCCCGCCCCCGCUGUCCGGCCCCGCCGGACCACGUCCCCCAUUCGCGCCUCUCGGCCCUCCAGGCCCCGCCCCCGGCAGGCCCCACCCCUGCUCACGCUUCCCGGCCCAUCCCCUCCUCGUUCCUGCUCCCCAUUCCCGUUACCCCAUUCCCGACCCGGCCCAGUAAUACCACGCCCCCUAUUCCGCCCCCGGCCUAACCAGACCACGCCCCCACACCGCCAUUGGCCCAGCCAGACCACGCCCCACCCACCGUUAGCCCAGCCAGGCCACGCCCCUAUCCAGCCAUUGGCCUAG